Molecule: messenger RNA, 3403 nt
Organism: Eublepharis macularius
Lineage: Eukaryota; Metazoa; Chordata; Lepidosauria; Squamata; Eublepharidae
Gene: RBBP5
Product: RB binding protein 5, histone lysine methyltransferase complex subunit
Exons: 14
Coding region: 141-1760 (539 amino acids)
Cellular component (GO): Set1C/COMPASS complex
Molecular function (GO): protein binding
Source: RefSeq, a predicted model, not a curated record
CACAACCAGUGGUUGAUGAGAGAAUAAGAAAAUAAUAGGCAGACUUUGGUCAGGCAGGGUAGAUGCUGUUCCCGUUGGUGUAAGGACCUCCAGGUCCUUGGCUCUGGAGCGGGCUCGGACGGAGCGAGAGAGAGGCCAAGAUGAACCUGGAGUUGCUUGAAUCCUUUGGGCAGAACUAUCCAGAGGAAGCUGAUGGCACACUGGACUGUAUUAGUAUGGCCCUCACCUGUACUUUUAACAGGUGGGGCACUCUUCUGGCAGUGGGAUGUAAUGAUGGCCGGAUUGUCAUCUGGGACUUUUUGACCAGAGGCAUAGCAAAAAUCAUAAGUGCCCAUAUCCACCCAGUCUGUUCAUUAUGUUGGAGUCGAGAUGGUCACAAGUUGGUGAGCGCAUCUACUGAUAAUAUGGUAUCUCAGUGGGAUGUACUGACUGGAGAUUGUGACCAGAGGUUUCGAUUCCCUUCACCUAUCCUGAAGGUCCAGUACCAUCCACGAGAUCAGAACAAGGUGUUGGUAUGUCCUAUGAAGUCAGCCCCAGUCAUGCUAACACUGUCUGAUUCAAAACAUGUAAUUCUGCCAGUGGAUGAUGAUUCUGAUCUAAAUGUGGUGGCUUCUUUUGACCGGCGAGGGGAAUAUAUCUAUACAGGGAACGCUAAAGGCAAGAUUUUGGUCUUAAAGACGGACACUCAGGAUCUUGUUGCUUCUUUCAGAGUCACAACAGGCACCAGCAACACCACAGCCAUUAAAUCUAUAGAGUUUGCUAGGAAAGGAAGUUGCUUUCUAAUAAAUACAGCUGAUCGAAUAAUCAGAGUCUACGAUGGUCGGGAAAUCUUGACCUGUGGUAGAGAUGGAGAACCAGAGCCAAUGCAGAAACUGCAGGACUUAGUGAACAGGACACCUUGGAAGAAAUGCUGUUUCUCUGGUGAUGGGGAAUAUAUUGUUGCAGGGUCAGCACGUCAGCAUGCUUUGUACAUCUGGGAGAAGAGCAUUGGAAACCUAGUGAAAAUCCUUCACGGCACCAGAGGGGAGCUGUUGCUGGAUGUAGCAUGGCAUCCUGUCCGACCUAUUAUCGCUUCCAUUUCCAGUGGUGUUGUAUCCAUUUGGGCUCAAAAUCAAGUGGAAAACUGGAGUGCCUUUGCACCUGAUUUUAAGGAGUUGGAUGAAAAUGUAGAGUAUGAAGAGCGGGAAUCUGAGUUUGACAUAGAAGAUGAAGAUAAGAGUGAACCAGAACAGACAGGUGCUGAUGCAGCAGAGGAUGAGGAAGUGGAUGUAACCAGUGUAGACCCUAUUGCUGCUUUCUGUAGCAGUGACGAAGAACUGGAAGACUCCAAAGCUCUGUUGUAUUUGCCUAUUGCUCCCGAAGUGGAAGACCCAGAAGAAAAUCCCUAUGGUCCUCCACCAGAUGCAAUCCAGACUGCCCUACCUGAUGAGGGACUAGGUUCUGAAAAGAAGAGGCAGUCACUGUCUGAUGGACCUCAGCCACCAAAGAAGAAGCCCAAAACAACCAAUAUAGAACUGCAGGGAGUACCUAAUGAUGAAGUCCAUCCGUUGCUGGGUGUGAAGGGAGAUGGUAAAUCCAAGAAGAAGCAAGCAGGCAGGCCUAAAGGAUCAAAAGGUAAAGAGAAAGAUUCUCCAUUUAAACCGAAACUCUACAAAGGGGACAGAGGUUCUUUACCUCUGGAAGGAGCAGCGAAGGGUAAAGUGCAGGCGGAGCUGGGACAGCCUUUGCCAGCAGGUGGUGGGAUCUCAGAACUCUUAUGAAGACAUCCCCUACCCUACCUACCCUUUAUUUUCUGUCUUGGCACCAUAAUAUGGAAUGAGAUCAAGAUGGUCAGUCAGAUAAUGAACUGACUUUAAGUUAAUAUGGUAAGGACAAGUGACCAUGCUGCCUAUGGAUACAGGGAAUGACUUUUUGACAGAUGCAAAUUAUGGAAGAGGAAAAUUUGGUCUCCCUGAAUGAACCCUUCGUUUUGCUAACAGUGAAAGAUGAUGCUGACUCUCAGGAAAGAAGGUUUGUAUAGAACCUGCUGGAACUGCUUUCUGCUCAGAGCUCCGUAAUUCUAAAGAGGCCUGACACAGGACAAGUACAUCACUAUGCUACCAAGCUGAGGUCUUGCAUUAAGUUUCUGUUACAUAUUCUGGUUCUGAAGAAGUUGAAUACAGAUACUUUGUUUCCAUGAAUACCCGUCACACUGCUUUGGUUCCUAAGCACAUUUCUAUUGAAUUGUCACUGAUUGAAGUAGAUUAUUGUGUGCAUCACUAUUAUCCACUCUGGUUUGUGUAUUUGGUAGACAUGAUAUUAAUGGUCAGGUUCCCUUUGUAUAACUGUGAUGGGGAUUGUUUCCAAGCUGCCUUUCUGCUUGUUUAGAUUGGAAUCAAGUAGCCUGCAGAGAGUGACCAGAUUACAAAGGGGUUUUCAGGGAACAGGUAUUAACUGUAAGAAUUGACGGGUGCAGGAGAGAGGGAUAAGCAACAAUAUAGACAGGAGUGGGAGGGCCUUGGAUAUGGCAUAAAGCAGAAGCACAAGUGAUUUGCACGUCUCGCCAUGUUUUUGCAUCAAAUGCAUACAUCUCCUAGGGAGCUGCUCAGUCACACCCCACUUUGGGAUGUGUAAGGAGAAUCAGCAUCUUCUCACAGGAGAGCCAUGCACCUCUAGACUGCAGAUAAGACAUUGAAGCAUGGCCAUAGAUGAUAUGAGUCACCCUUUACAUUCAUGUUGUUAGAGCUUUGACUUUAGUCAUUUGGCCUGCACUUGAGAGCACUGGUCUCUGCAUUGUCAUUUUCUGCAGUUUGGUUGUUUCACACAAAGGUAUAUUUCCUAAUUUGAGAAAAUUGUUUUUCCCCUUGAGAAUAGAAGAGUAAAAGUUCCUUUCUUCCCCCAGAUCCACAAAAUAAUUUAACAAAAUCCAGAAGAAUGCAUUCAUUAAGAGCUCCCAAAGUCUAGAGGAGGGUCAAGUGUUGAAGAAUGGGUGCUUAAUUGCCAACUGCAAUUAAGUGUUUUAGUUCUAGUGCUUUUCCUUUCUCUGUGUUGUUCUCCAAGGCCUCUAUUCCUCUAAUAAAACGACUUUUAAGUACUACAUGUUGUAUUAUAAAUUGAAUAACAUCUCUGACCUCAGCCUUCCUCUGUCUAAGCCUGCUACCCAUAGUUCUGACUGUUUACCCAAAGACCUGAACGCUGCCUGGGUAACAAUUGCUGUACUGGCCGGGGGUGGGGGUGGGGUGGGGAUGGAAUCCAGCCUUCUUUCACAAGAUUCUCCUGUUCAUUUUCCGUGGUUUAUUUUCUUUCACAUUUUAAAAAUUAUUUUGAUACUCCAAUAGUUUGUACAAAACAAGACAGAUGACAGUUGCCUGCUAGUUAUUUGUAAAGUAAUGCUGUGAUGUUAGCUUCUCUGUUUGUAAAUAAA